Messenger RNA from Galeopterus variegatus (Sunda flying lemur), 4610 nucleotides. RefSeq names its product KIAA0226 ortholog (gene RUBCN). Bases 106 to 3069 code for a protein of 987 amino acids. The record is from RefSeq and is a predicted model, not a curated record. Lineage: Eukaryota; Metazoa; Chordata; Mammalia; Dermoptera; Cynocephalidae. Gene Ontology annotation, cellular component: early endosome; late endosome. Gene Ontology annotation, biological process: negative regulation of autophagosome maturation; negative regulation of endocytosis. The transcript has 21 exons. Gene Ontology annotation, molecular function: phosphatidylinositol phosphate binding.
AGCUGUGGGUCCUUCCUCCGUCCUCAGGGGGCUCCGCGAACCCUGAGGGGAGAAGCGGCAGGGACGACGCCUCUCUUCAGCGAGGAGGCGGCCUUGCAGCCCCGGAUGCGGCCGGAAGGCGCGGGAAUGGAGCUUGGCGGCUCUGAGGAGCUCCUGCCGAAAGAGAGCAGGAGAGAGCACUGGCAGUUACUAGGUAAUUUGAAGACUACUGUGGAGGGUUUGGUGUCGGUCAACAGCCCCAACGUCUGGUCCAAGUAUGGUGGCCUGGAGAGGCUCUGCAGGGACAUGCAGAGCAUCCUCUAUCAUGGGCUUAUCCAUGACCAGCAGAUGUGUUGCCACCAGACUGAUUACUGGCAAUUUGUGAAAGACAUCCGGUGGCUCAGUCCUCACUCAGCCCGUCAUGUGGAGAAGUUCAUCAACUUGCAUGAGAAUAGCCAGAGCAAUGCUGAUGGUGUGAGUGAACAUGCUGUUGCAGAGUUGUGGCUGCAGCACAGCUUGCAGUGCCACUGUCUCUCAGCCCAGCUCCGGCCUCUGCUUGGGGAUAGACAGUAUAUCAGAAAAUUCUACACAGAUACUGCUUUCCUGCUAAGUGAUGCCCACGUCACGGCCAUGCUCCAAUGCCUAGAAGCAGUGGAACAGAACAACCCCCGCCUCCUGGCUCAGAUUGAUGCAUCUAUGUUUGCCGGAAAGCAUGACAGCCCACUGCUGGUGACAAAGAGCCAGAGUCUGACAGCUCUCCCUGGUUCCACAUACAACCCUCCCACCAGCUAUGCUCAGCAUUCUUACUUUGGGUCCUUCUCUAGCCUCCACCAAUCUGCACCCAACCAUGGCUCAGAGAGAAGAUCUACUUCUUUUUCACUCUCUGGGCCUCCCUGGAAACCUCAAGAAAUCAGAGGGCACAUCUCACCAGAAGAGGAUCAAACCAUCCAAGUCUCUGUGCUUUCGGUCUCUGCACUAACCAGGAAUUCCUCCUCGACCCCAAAUGAGAUGAGCACCAGCACUCUGACCAGCCCCAUAGAGGCAUCCUGGGUCAGCAGCCAGAAUGAUUCCCCGAGUGAUGCCAGUGAGGGGCCUGAGUACCUGGCCAUUGGCAACCUGGACCCCCGAGGCCAGACUGCUAGCUGUCAGAGUCACAGCAGCAGUGCCGAGAGCAGCAGCUCCAAUUUGUUCUCCUCCAGCAGCUCCCAGAAGCCAGAUUCUGCUGCUGCUUCUGUAGGGGACCAGGAGGGUGGUGGGCAGAGCCAGCUGUCCAGUGUCCUUCGCAGGUCCAGCUUCUCAGAGGGGCAGAUACUCACUGUUACCAGUGGGCCAAAGAAAAGCCAUAUUCGCUCCCAUUCGGAUACCAGCAUUGCCUCCAGAGCCUCAGGAGGCCCCAGGAAUAUCACCAUUAUAGUUGAAGAUCCCAUUGCAGAAUCCUGCAAUGAUAAAUUGAAGUUGAGAGGCUCCUUGCCCUACUCUGGCCAAAGCAGUGAAGUCAGCACACCCAGCUCUCUGUACAUGGAAUAUGAGGGUAGUCAGUACCUAUGUUCCGGGGAAGGCAUGUUCCGAAGACCAUCAGAAGGACAGUCCCUCAUCAGCUACCUCUCUGAGCAAGACUUUGGCAGCUGUGCAGAUCUGGAAAAGGAGAAUGCCCACUUCAGCAUCUCAGAGUCCUUGAUUGCUGCCAUUGAACUAAUGAAGUGCAACAUGAUGAACCAGUGCCUGGAAGAGGAGGAAGUAGAGGAAGAGGACAGUGAUAGAGAGAUUCAGGAACUGAAGCAGAAGAUCCGCCUUCGGCGCCAGCAGAUCCGCACCAGGAAUCUGCUCCCCAUGUACGAGGAGACUGAGCAUGGAAGCUUUCGGGUCACCUCUAGCAGCUCCCAGUUAAGUUCACGUGAUUCAGCACAGUUCUCUGACUCUGGCUCUGCUGAUGAGGUUGAUGAAUUUGAAAUCCACGAUGCUGACAUCAGAAGGAGCACAGCCUCAAGCGGCAAAUUGUUCAUUUCCUCCCAGUCCUUCUCCCACUGCUUCCUGCACUCCACAUCUGCUGAGGCAGUGGCCAUGGGGCUUCUGAAGCAAUUUGAGGGGAUGCAGCUUCCAGCUGCCUCAGAGCUAGAGUGGCUAGUCCCAGAGCAUGAUGCUCCUCAGAAGCUCCUGCCCAUCCCUGAUUCACUGCCUAUCUCACCAGAUGAUGGGCAGCAUGCUGACAUCUAUAAGCUGCGUAUUCGUGUUCGUGGCAACCUAGAGUGGGCCCCACCCCGGCCUCAGAUAAUUUUUAAUGUUCAUCCAGCUCCAACGAGGAAAAUUGCUGUGGCCAAGCAGAAUUACCGCUGUGCAGGAUGUGGCAUCCGGACUGAUCCUGAUUAUAUCAAGCGGCUGCGGUACUGUGAGUAUUUGGGCAAGUACUUCUGUCAGUGCUGCCAUGAGAAUGCCCAGAUGGUUAUCCCCAGUCGGAUUCUACGCAAGUGGGAUUUUAGCAAGUACUAUGUCAGCAAUUUCUCCAAGGACCUGCUCAUUAAGAUCUGGAAUGAUCCUCUCUUCAAUGUGCAGGACAUCAACAGCGCUCUCUAUAGGAAGGUCAAGCUGCUCAAUCAAGUCCGACUGUUGCGGGUCCAGCUGUAUCACAUGAAGAACAUGUUCAAGACAUGCCGACUGGCCAAAGAGCUUCUGGAUUCCUUUGACACAGUCCCAGGCCACCUGACAGAAGAUCUCCACUUGUACUCACUGAAUGACCUGGCUGCAACCAGGAAGGGGGAGCUGGGGCCCCGGCUUGCUGAGCUCACCAGGACAGGGGCUGCCCAUGUAGAGCAAUGCAUGCUCUGCCAAGCCAAGGGCUUCAUCUGUGAGUUCUGUCAGAAUGAGGAUGACAUCAUCUUUCCUUUUGAGCUCCAUAAAUGCCGGACCUGUGAAGAGUGUAAAGCAUGUUACCAUAAAGCUUGUUUCAAGUCUGGAAGCUGUCCCCGGUGUGAGCGGCUGCAGGCCCGUAGAGAGUUGCUGGCCAAGCAGAGCCUGGAGUCCUACAUGUCAGACUAUGAGGAGGAAUCCACUGAAGCCUUGGCCCUAGAAGCCACCAUCCUGGAGACCACCUGAAGAAAGCACACUAAGCCUUCUAUCCACGGGCUAGGGUCACACAUAAUGCAGAACUGAGCCACCCUCUUAAGGACUUUCCCCACUUGGGGCUUUUUAAAAGAUUAUUAUUAUUUUUUAUGACUCGUCUGAUGUCCAUGUGUAGUCAACCUUUCUUAGGUUGAUGGGUCUAGUCUGUUGUGACAGAUAAUUUUUAGGCACCAGCUAAUCCAUCAAAACCGACAUAUGGGUCUUAAGUGAAGCUUAUAGUACCUCUGUCAGGGGAAUAGACAGCGAGACCCAAUUUUUCUGACAUCCAUGGCUUUCUCCACCAGGACCAGAUCUGGUUUCAGCUGCAUAUCAAGUGUCAUUUCCAGUUUUAUUUUGUUUUAGUUCUCCAGAUUCUGAGCCAAGCCUUUCUCAACUCUCUUCUCCUUUGCUGCUGAAACAGGGUGAUGGGGAGUUUUCUCUCUCCCAAUCCUGGAAUAGGGUCAGACUGUGCCCUGAGGAGAAGCAGCAGAGAAUGGGACAACACCAUGGACAUUCUCUCCAACUUAUUGAGAUAUUUUGGGGGCCAUAAAAACAGAAUCAUUACCGUCCUAGAAUCCUCAGAGACCUAAAGGAGGCAGCCAUGACUUCACUGUUUGAAAUAGUCUAGGCUUAGAUAAUUUCACAGGCUGACUUUCUUUAUCUAUGCCAGUAAGCUUGAAGCAAAGAACAGAACUGAUGCUUAGGCCAGGACCAUUUGUAGCCUUACAGCACAAGCAUAAGUGAGGCUCUAACUCUGUUGCUUAAGCAACAUUUAUUCAGUUAGAGGAACUGUUGGCCUCCUCUUAGAUAUUAAGUUCUUUUUAAGUUAACCUAGUUCUCUGGUGCAGGUAUGAUCUUUCAAGCUCAGGCAAGUCCCUGAUGCCAUCCUAAGGUGAGGAUAGAAACCCCACCCACCAUCUUAGUGGGUCCCUUACUACUCUAUUCUCUGUUAGAUGAUCAUAGUUGUUCUGAGUAAAAGUACAGCCCAACUCCAUUCUCUCUCCCCUUUCUGCAACAGAGCUGGAGCCCUCCCUGGUGGCUAAUCUCCUGCCUUAGUUCUUUUGUCAAAGUUGGGGAAAAAGCUUCUUGCUCUUAGUGGUGUUAGAGAACUUGACAAUUUGUGGAUGUGAGUGUGAAUGUUCCUUUGUUCUUGGGAUAACAAGAGCCUUUAUGCCAAUUAUGCACUUAAUUCUUUAUCUGGCCUGGUGAUAUUCAUAUGUUCAAUAAUUCUUUUCAUUUUACUAAUUUUAACAUCCCUCCCUUUUUAAUGUGUGUUUGGAAAGGAAAAGUUCUUGAAUGGGACCAUGUAUUUUUGUGGUGUUCUGUAAGUCGCUAUAACUUCUAACCUCUAUGUAAAACAAUGGUCAGGAUUGCUUCUCCAAGGGCUGGCAGCUCUGUGAACUAGAGCCCACGUUUUUGUUCUGGGACUCACUUCUUCCUGUAUACCUGUCUUCCCAUAGUUGGUUGCUAGUUAAAAAAAAAAAAAAAUUGGGGCCGAGCCUGUGGCGCACUCGGGAGAGUGCGGCACUGGGAGC